Messenger RNA from Hemicordylus capensis (graceful crag lizard), 1669 nucleotides. Its product is annotated as gastrula zinc finger protein XlCGF7.1-like. Gene Ontology annotation, molecular function: RNA polymerase II cis-regulatory region sequence-specific DNA binding; DNA-binding transcription factor activity, RNA polymerase II-specific. The record is from RefSeq and is a predicted model, not a curated record. Gene Ontology annotation, biological process: regulation of transcription by RNA polymerase II. The coding region runs from base 193 to 1071 and encodes 292 amino acids. The transcript is spliced from 2 exons. NCBI's taxonomy places the organism in Eukaryota, Metazoa, Chordata, Lepidosauria, Squamata, Cordylidae.
AUGUGUGGAGGGUGGAGGCACAGAAGUCACUGGCUGCUCUCUUGCAUAGACUUCCCGUCUGGGAGUUGCCACUUUUUCUUCUCUGGGUCUGGAUCCUUAUCAUUCUGAUGAAGAGCCUCAACACAGAAGCCUGGACCACGGUCAUUUCUCCUGCGGCUGACUUUAACUGCAACUAGGUUUUUGAGGUGACAAAUGGAGGACCAAAACCCCACAGGCCCCCCAAUAGGGAAAAAGUCAGAAGAAACAGGUGAUGGCCCUCAUGACGUUCAGGGGACUUCACUCUGCAAUGAUCCUGAAGCACUCUUGGCUACUUCUAAGCAAGACCCCAGAGCCAAGCCAUCAACAAAACAGAGGGUUUUGAGGUACGUUACUAGGCUUCUCGGAACAGAGAGAAGAUAUAGAUGCUCAGUGUGUGACAAAACCUUCAGGAGGUGCCCACAGCUUACUAGACAUCUAAGAACCCACACAAGAGAGACACUCUAUAGGUGUUCUGUGUGUGGAAAGGCCUUCAGGCGGCACCUAAAGCUUACUAUACACCAAAGAACUCAUAAAGGAGUGGAACCAUAUAAAUGCUUGGAGUGUGGAAAGAGAUUUCCUUAUAUCGAAAACCUUAUUGCCCAUUCAGGAACCCACACAAGGGAGAAGCCAUAUUCAUGUGCACAGUGUGGAAAAGGUUUUGCGUAUAAAAUGCAUCUUACUAGACAUCAAAGAACCCACACAGGGGAGAAGCCAUAUUCAUGCGCACAGUGUGGAAAAAGCUUUGCUCUGAAACAUCAUCUUACUGGACAUCAAAGAACCCACACAGGGGAGAAACCAUAUUCAUGCUCACUCUGUGGAAAAAGCUUUGCUCAGAUAAAUAAUCUUACUGUACAUCAAAGAACCCACACAGGGGAGAAACCAUAUUCAUGCUCACACUGUGGAAAAAGCUUUGGUUAUAAAAUUGAUCUUACUAGACAUGAAAGAAUUCACACAGGAGAAAAGCCCUACACAUGCUCACACUGUGGGAAAAGCUUUGCUCAGAAACAACAUCUUACUGGACAUCAAAAGACCCAUGAAAUGAAGAAACCUUAGAAAUGCUUGGAGGGUGGAGAGAGUUUCUGUCAUUAAUCAAUCCACCAUGCACAUAAAAUUAACCUUAGAAGAGAGAGCUUUUUACAAACACUUUUAUUCUGGCAGGAGCCUUGAUGAUGAGGGCUCCUUAAUGAACAGGAUACAAUACACACAGAAGAGGAAACUUAACUAUUUGGAGUGUGGAAAGAGCUUCAGUCACAACACAUACUGCUUUUUGCUUCAAGAAAUCCACACAGGCAAAAUUGCAACCUGUUUGUCCCAAUGUAAUUAUGUCCUUUGAGUGUUCUUCAUUUCUGAGCCUUGUGAUCCAGCAUUUUUAAGUGGCAUCUCAAUGAGGAACUCCCUGGUGGUUUUAAUCAUGUCUUUAAUUGUGCUGGGCUCAAUGUUUUUAAGUGCUUUGAUUAAGAAGGGGGAGAAAUGUGAUCUGAAGCUUUUCCCAUUGAUGGAGUAAUUGCAGCGAUCAUCUUCUGAGGCAUCCGAUUAUUCAGCUGCAGUGGAACAGAAAUGUUAGCUGCUUUUUAGAGGUUUUAAAAAACAAGCCAGCAGUAUUGUCAUGUAUUUUCUGUGCUUACUAAUAAAUUUGGAUUAUUUUUCUUGG